AUGUCUUUCUACGGAAACCAGUCGGCAUUUUAUCUUCUGUCCAACCAACUGGUGAGCAUUGGAAGGACAUACGGACCGGACCUCAUCGUACCAAAUAUUUACCGUCAUAGCGCCUUGGUACCGAAUGCGAUAGAAUAUCAACAGCAACAGCAACAGUUGGCGAGCCUUCAGUAUCAGCAUCAGAAUCUGUUGUUAAAGCAACAACAACAGCCCACUGUCCUAAAUCGCAACCCUGCUCAUCAUCAACAUCAUCGUAAAGGUCUCGUUCUGGAUCGGGAAUUGGAUGAAGGUUCGUCGCAACGUCUCCUUGAUAACGAUGCCAAACCAACAACUUCUGAUUCACACUCUGAAACCAGCAGCGAGACAUCAGACGACAGCGAGGAAUAUGGGGAAAAUACAGCAUUAAAUUUGCAUUCAGAAAUAAAAUUCUCCAUAGACAGAAUCCUUUCAGGGGAUGUCAAAUGUACUCAGAGCUUCACGUGUAAAUCGCGUGUGAAAACUGAACACGAAAUUGAUGACGAAAGAUCGAACAAAGCAGAUGCUGAUGUAGAUGAACAAGCAGGUGACGGAUAUCCUGAAACAUCUAACGUCACGAGUUUUGAGUGGCUGCAUUGUACACGAUACCAGCCUCCGAAAUUACAACGCUCACGGAAGAAAGAUGGCGGCCGGAAGCGGAAGCUGGGACGCAACCCGCGCGUGCCCUUCACGCAGCACCAGGUGACGGAGCUGGAACGCAAGUUCCGGCGAACACACUACCUGAGCGGCCUCGAUGUAGCAGAGCUCUCUACGUCACUCAGCCUCACGGAGACCCGGGUCAAAAUAUGGUUCCAGAACAGACGAGCGCGCGAGCGGCGCAGCGGUCACAAAAAGGAGAGCAGUGCAGAGAGUGACAGAGACGCCGCGGUUCCUACGUCCGGUACUCUCGCUCUGGUCCCCGGCUGUCGAGCGGGAAAUUCCGCUGCGUACGGAGGAAUGGGAGAGAUGUUUCCACAUAGGCACUCGGCGUUCAACACUUGAAGUAGAAUGUUAAAAAUGCUGUUGUAGUUUUUCGUCAAGACGGACUUUUUAAAUAGAAAAAAUAA
This is a messenger RNA of Dreissena polymorpha, 1082 nucleotides long. Its product is annotated as homeobox protein MSH-B-like. Gene Ontology annotation, molecular function: RNA polymerase II transcription regulatory region sequence-specific DNA binding; DNA-binding transcription factor activity, RNA polymerase II-specific. The transcript is spliced from 3 exons. Lineage: Eukaryota; Metazoa; Mollusca; Bivalvia; Myida; Dreissenidae. The record is from RefSeq and is a predicted model, not a curated record. Gene Ontology annotation, cellular component: nucleus. Gene Ontology annotation, biological process: embryonic morphogenesis; regulation of transcription by RNA polymerase II. The coding region runs from base 1 to 1017 and encodes 338 amino acids.